Molecule: messenger RNA, 701 nt
Organism: Drosophila mojavensis
Lineage: Eukaryota; Metazoa; Arthropoda; Insecta; Diptera; Drosophilidae
Exons: 3
Coding region: 157-552 (131 amino acids)
Biological process (GO): septate junction assembly
Source: RefSeq, a predicted model, not a curated record
AAUUGCAGCUCAGUGAUCGUUCCGCAUUGGUCGUGCACGCGCGUCGCAUUCAACUCGAAUUCCGAUCGCCCUGGGCGCAGGCUCUGCUCAAAGGAUAUCAGAAGGGAACAAUUAAAUUAUUUUAUUUUUUUUUAUUUUGUUGUGCUUGUGCGUACAAUGUCUCACGGUGAACGAAAAGGUCGCCUGAAUGUGGUUAAAUUUUUAGAAUUGGCCUUUUCCGUUGCCUGCCUAGUGCUGCACUUCUAUAGCUUUAACGAUCGCGACAUUAUGACCUCGUUCAUGGCGACGGGCACAUUCACUGGGUAUAUUAUCGUCGUCAUAGGUGUGUUCGCAGGCGUUCUGAUGCGUGCACCCAUUCACAAACGCAUCGACAUCUUCUUCAGCGUUCUGGGCUGCGCCCUGUUUGUGGCUAGCGGGAUCUUCAUAAUCGAGGCCUGGGAGUUCUCGUUUCGUACACGCACCCGGGAUCUGGCGCUGAUCAAGGCAUCACUGUCCAUUGUGAAUGGUGUGCUGUUUGGUUUCGAUGCGAUCUUUACAUUUCGGGAUAAAUAAUAGCUAUCAUGGUCAACAGACCCCCACCCACCCACAUUUGACGCUGCAUUUACAAUCGUAUUAUACUUAAGAGACAGAUACUUUCUGCAUGCAUACAUACAUACAUACAUAGAGCAGACAUACGUACAUACAUACAUGUUAGUUAUGAA